AUGAAUGGUAAUGAAUAUAAAAACAUGACCUAUAAUCCUAAUGGUUCAUUACUUGCUCAAUUGAAUAUAAAAAGUAAAUUAAUUUGUGCAGCUCAAUGUGCACAUCAAUAUUUUACCUGUAAUACUGCUGAAUUUGAUGACACAGUUGUUCCUCAGCGUUUAUUAUACAGUGAACCAUUAAUUAUUAUCAAUCUUGUUCAUUCGAUUAAUGCAAUUGUCUUCAAUUUUCAAAAUGAAAAGUUUAUAGAUAAUAUUUAUAAUAACACAUUUAUAGAGGAAGAAAUUUAA
Messenger RNA from Rotaria sordida, 288 nucleotides. The record is from the annotation of a GenBank genome assembly. NCBI's taxonomy places the organism in Eukaryota, Metazoa, Rotifera, Eurotatoria, Philodinida, Philodinidae.